CGGCGCAUGAGCAGAAGGUCUCGACUCUGCCAAUCAUGAAGUAUGGCAGAGAAAUCAAAUUCAAACAAAGAGCAUCCUCUUGCGGGGAUUGUCCUUUGCUUUACCUCCAUUCUACCGGAGCAGAGGACUGAGCUAGCGACCAUCGCAGGUCAGAUGGGAGCAACUCACAAGUACGACCUUACCUCCGACGUUACCCAUCUGAUCGUCGGCGAAACAAACACUGCCAAAUAUAAGUUUGUUGCGCGAGAGCGAGCGGAUGUCACCGUUUUAAGACCGGAAUGGAUCGAAGCAGUACGGCAGUCGUGGAUGGAGGGAGGAGAUACAAACAUUCGAGCCCUCGAACUUGAGCAUCGACUGCCAGCCUUUGCGGGGUUGGCCAUUUGCAUAACGGGCUUCGAAGACAUGACCUUCCGAAACCACAUCCAGGACACGGCGAAUGCGAACGGAGCCGAAUUCAAAAAAGAUCUCACGAAGAGCGUCACGCACCUUAUCGCGCGGAAUACCGACGGCCAGAAGUAUAAGUUUGCAACGCAAUGGAAUAUCAAAGUCGUCACUGUAAAAUGGUUCAACGAAAGUCUCGAGCGGGGAAUGGUCCUGGAAGAGACUCUGUACCAUCCCCUUCUGCCGGAGGAGCAACAGGGUGCUGGGGCCUGGAAUCGCUCUAUCCCUACAGUCAAGGCAAAGGCCCCCGAGAACGAAAACCCGCCAAAUCAUCGUCCUCGGAAACUGCGUCGGGUUGCCAGUGCGAAGCUGGGUGACCAGAACGAAGGGAUCUGGGGAGAUAUUGUCGGCAUGGGAUUUGAGACCGGUGACUCGGGGCGUUCCAAGGGCAGCCAACAGAAAGAAGGAAGUCAGAAACUCACAAGACGGGAAUCCAUAGUCCAGGAAGCCCGAUCGUUCGCUAGUGAGACCACCUUUGCAGAGGCCCAGGGGUCUCGUCAGCAGUCCCACGAAGCGACGAGUGCCGGUGAUGGGUUUCUUCACGAUUGCUUCUUCUUGGUUUAUGGCUUCUCUUCUAAACAGACAAAGGUACUGCGCCAUCAUCUUUCGUUUAAUGGUGCGCAAUUGGUGGAAUCUUUGAGCGAGUUUUCUCGUCCGGAUAUUCCAAAGAGAGGCCAGGGCCUUUAUAUCAUCGUUUCGCACAAGAUUCCUCCCAGCCAGAUCCCUUCCACAGACGAUUUAGCAUUCGAAUGUGAGAUAGUGACAGACAUGUGGCUCGAAAGAUGUCUUGACGCCAAAGCAUUGGUACCUCCCGAAUCACACGUCGCAAACACGCCAGUCCGAAGAUUUCCCAUCCCAGGAUUCCACGAGACGCGAGUUUGCUCUACCGGAUUUUCUCGCAUCGAUCUUCUCCACCUAUCCAAACUUGUUCACUUGAUCGGUGCAUCAUACAACGAAUACUUGACGCCAAGUGCAUCAGUCCUUGUUUGCUAUGACCCCAGUACCGUCAAUCAGGACAAGCUUCGCCAUACAGCUGAAUGGGGAGUACCGGCAGUGACCGCCGACUGGCUUUGGAAUUCCAUUCGCAGAGAACAGAAACAGCCUUUUGAGCCAUAUAUUAUUCGACGACCAAACUCUCAACGACCCUCUUCCCAGAACACUAGAAACCUAGAGAUGCGCGUUAGCUCGCGUCCUGAAAAGCGGCCACUCGAGAACCCGAAUGACAGCAACAAAGUCGCAGAUUCUCCCACAAAGGCCCAAAAGAUCGGUUCCAUCCAGUCACCGGACGGCCGUGGCACUCCAUCUGAUAGACGUUCAAAUUCUGUGCAAGAGAAAUCACCACAGAAGUUGAAAUCAAACCUCUCACAUAAACCCUCAUCUGACCCCCAACCCCAACCCAAACGAAAAUCCCAAUCACCAGAAAAGAACUCCCAAAACACCUCCUCAUCCAAACCCAAACCCCCAAGCCAACCAACCACUACCCCCGCCGACCUCGCCACCGUCAGCGACUUCCUCAAACAAGCCCGCGAAGCCAACUCUCGCUCCAACUCCGACCCAACAGAGCACCUCAACCAGCGCCGCAAGCGCAAGCCCCUCCUCGGCCGCGCCCCAUCCCACUCCUCCCGCAACGCCGUCGACCAUCCCGGGCGUGGCUUCUCGCGCGCCAGCUCCAUCGACACCCUCAACGAAGACGGCUGCGGCAGCGCCAUCGAAAGCAUCAACACGGACGGGAUCCCCUCCCUCGCGAACAGCGGCCGCUUCGAGUACGCCGAGGACGAGCAGCAUCUGUACCGCGAGGAACUGGAGCCCGAGUCCCCGCCCAUGACGCAGCUGCACUACGAGGAUCCCGAUGCGAUUGCCAUGCGCGAGAAGUUCCUGUCGCAUGCCGGGAAGCUGGCGGAUAAAGCGUCCUCUUUGCCGAGCAAGACGCAGGACCCGGCCAUUGGGGAGGUCAAGGAUCUUGAGAAUGCGGGGUGGGGGACUGGACGGCGCACGAGGAAUGCGAAUAAGGUCCUGAAGGAUUUGUAGACUUGAUUGAUUAGGUUCGGUAGUUUGCUGGUGUGAUUUGUGUUUCUUGUGGUGUUUAUCAUGUCUUUUUCUCUUUCUCUGAUUUAAUGCAUGGCGAGGCGUCGGUCAUUGAUAUCCGUCUCUCUAGAUAGCUUGUUUGGU
Messenger RNA from Aspergillus steynii IBT 23096, 2610 nucleotides. RefSeq names its product BRCT domain protein. The transcript is spliced from 7 exons. The coding region runs from base 43 to 2469 and encodes 808 amino acids. NCBI's taxonomy places the organism in Eukaryota, Fungi, Ascomycota, Eurotiomycetes, Eurotiales, Aspergillaceae. Gene Ontology annotation, biological process: mitotic G2 DNA damage checkpoint signaling; mitotic DNA replication checkpoint signaling; DNA replication initiation. The record is from RefSeq and is a predicted model, not a curated record.